AUGUUCGACCGUCUUCUGUCGCAGUUCAGCCGUAAGCGUGUCGCUUCCGAAAGUGUUGCCGCUCAGCAGCAUCUGACAGAUAAGACGAACGUUUACACGGUUAAGCCUCAAGAUCCAAAUCUUGAAAAGAAGCAAAAGUACACACCGGUGCAGAAAGUCUGCCUCAAGUGCUUGGCUGGUGAGAGCGGCCACAUCACACACGUUCUAUCGAACGUCUCCAAUUGA
Messenger RNA from Caenorhabditis briggsae, 225 nucleotides. The coding region runs from base 1 to 225 and encodes 74 amino acids. Lineage: Eukaryota; Metazoa; Nematoda; Chromadorea; Rhabditida; Rhabditidae. The record is from RefSeq and is a predicted model, not a curated record. The transcript has 2 exons.